Dermochelys coriacea (leatherback sea turtle) is the source of this 3509-nucleotide messenger RNA. Its product is annotated as lysophosphatidic acid receptor 6-like. Gene Ontology annotation, cellular component: membrane. Gene Ontology annotation, molecular function: G protein-coupled receptor activity; oxysterol binding. Gene Ontology annotation, biological process: G protein-coupled receptor signaling pathway. The transcript has 2 exons. The record is from RefSeq and is a predicted model, not a curated record. Bases 1067 to 2581 code for a protein of 504 amino acids. NCBI's taxonomy places the organism in Eukaryota, Metazoa, Chordata, Testudines, Dermochelyidae.
CACGCAACACAUCACACACCCACACUCCCGUCGCACACCCAGCAUGUCGCACACACAACAUGUUGCACACACACCACACAUAGCACAAGACAUCGCACGCACACAUCCCCGUCAUGCACACACACCACGUUGCACAACACCCCUGGAGUUGGACACGCCUGCCACACAUGGCACCACACCACAAUCAUGCCAAUGCCACACCCUCUCACCCACAACACAUCACAAUCAUACACAUAGGCAUGCCACCGUCAGUGUUGCACACCAUAUUCACACCCAAUGCCCACUUCUCAGGUACAGUACCACUCACAGACAUACCCCCCUCCUGAUACACCCAGCCACAUAGAGUAUCGCAUCACGUUCACACCCACUCCCUCACAUCUCACUUGUGACCACACCACAGUCACAUACCACAUUCACCCCCCCACACACACACCACAAUGUCACAGCCACAGCAGCAGGAAGCUGGUCUCGGAAGUGUUUUGCAAACAAUCCGAUUACUUAAUAAUUGGAAUUUCCCAGCCCUGGGCCUGUUUUUCCCGUCAGCCCCCCACCCUAUGGGCACAAGACGGGGCUUCCCGCUCCCCUGGCCCAGCCUGCAGGCAAAUAAGCCAAAAAUGAUUUGUGCUAAAUGGGGGAGGGGUGAAAAGGACAGCAAAACACAGGUUGGGUGUGUCAGGCUGAGCAGGGAGGUGUGCGUGGUGUGAGCAGAAGCGUGCGGGGUGUCAGUGCAAGUGUGUAAGGUGUACAGGGUGUAGGUAUGAAUGAAGGUGUAUCGUGUGUGCAUGAGUGAGGGUGUGCAGGAAGAAAGGAUAUGAAUGUGUUGAACCGCGGGGGGGGGGGGUGUGCGCGUGCAUGUACCUUUGUGUGUUUGGGUUAGUGUGUGUGUGUUUUGGUGCAAGGGUGUCUGUUUACACGGCUGUGAGUAUGUGCAGUGCGUCAGUGUGCAUUUGUGUGUGUGUGUAUGUGAGUGAGCGGGAGGCUGACAGUGUGUGCCUCUGUGUGUGUUCGGUCGGGGGGGUGGCAGACAGCAGCUGGUCUGUAUGUACAGUGUAACGCCCAUCAGCUGAUGCCCCCCCUCCCCGGGGGGGCUUUCACCCCGAAGGGAGAGGAGCUGCCGGCUCUAGGAGCAGCAGGGUCACUAGAUGCCCAGGGACAGACCUGGUGCCCCUCGGCCAUGGAGCCAACAGCCUUGCCCCAAACACAGGGACCCCCAAGCGAUGACUUGCCAGGACCCCUGGCAGCCCCCCAGGGCUGGUCUUAUUGGGGAUCAGCCCCCACCCCGCCAAGGCAAAUUGUCUGCCCAGGGUUAAGGUGUUCUCCCCUUCCCGCUGGGGAACCUCCUCCCUGGCUAGGGGGCGGGAUUAGGGUGUUCUCACUCCCCGCCCUGCCAGGGCCUCCACCCUGGCUGGGGGGGUGGGGGGCCGGCAGCCCAGUCUGUCUGAGCCUGGACUCUCCCCAGAGAAGCUGCAGGAUCCUAGUUCCUAUGGACGUGCCUCGCUGGACCCUGGCCGCGAACGCUUCGGCGCUGCCCCCCAACGAGACGGGCUGCGGGGAACAGGCCGACUUCCAGUACGUGCUCUUCCCCGUGGUUUACAGCCUGGUCUUCGUGCUGGGCAUGGCCGGGAACCUCUCCGUGCUCUGGUAUUUCCUGCGCACCCGGACAGCCACCGCCCCGGCCAACAUCUUCCUGGCGAACCUGGCCUCCCUCGACCUGAUCUUCGUGCUGACCCUGCCCUUCCGGGUGGCCUACCACGCCCUGCGCAACGACUGGGUGUUCGGCGAGGCCCUGUGCAAGAUCACCGGCUCCCUCUUCUACGCCAACCUGUACGGCAGUUCCCUCUUCCUCACCUGCAUCUGCCUGGAGCGCUACGUGGCCGUGGUGCACCCGCUGCGCUCGCUCCGCCUGCGCCGGCCCCUCUACCGCGUGGCCAGCUGCCUGGCCGUCUGGGCCCUGCUGGCCGUGGCCGUGCUGUACCUGACACUGCGGGGCCCCCUCACCCGCCCCUUCCCUGACGGGCGCCUGGCCUGCCUGGAGAACUUCUCCAGCGACUCCUGGAAGGGCCGGAUCUCCAGGGUCAGCCUCUUCGCCGCCGCCGUUGGCUUCCUGGUGCCGCUGGCACUCAUCGGUAUCUGCUACCCGCUCAUCGCCCGCCGGCUGCUGGAGAUGCCGGGGAUGGCGCCCGGCUCGCAGGCUGCCCGGCGCAAGGCGCUGCGCACGGUGCUGGUUGUGCUGGCGGUGUUCCUGCUCUGCUUCGCUCCCUACCACAUCACCCAGGUGGUGCACACGCUGUGGCGGCUGGGGGCACUGGAGGGCUGCCAGCUCCUCCGCGGCACCUACGCCGCCCGGCGCGUCACCAUGGCCCUGACCAGCCUUAACGCCUGCCUGGACCCGCUGGUCUAUUACUGCGCGGUCGAGCGCUUUGCCUGGAGCCCGCCCUGCAGCGGCCGGUGCUGCUGGGGGCGGCCGGCUGCCUCCGAGGACACCCAGGGCACGGGGCUGCAGGCGCUGGACAAUGGAGCCUCCCGGGGGUCCCACCCCAAGACAGUGACCUCGUCCCACGCCACCCAUGGAGGGGCCUGAAGGGUCCCCCCGUGCUCGGCUCCUGAGGAUACACCAAUGGACUCUCCCCACUUGCGUCCCAGCUGUCAGUGUUACCCUCCCCCGAAGCACCGAUGUUGGGUUCUCUGCUGCUGGAGAAGGGAGGGAUGGUGAACAGUGUUACAGGGGUGUGUACGUCUGUGUAGUAUUACGUGUGUGCACAGCCGUGUGUGUGUGUGUGUGAGCGAGCGAGCGAGCGCACAGCCAUGCCAAAGACCGAGUGGUCGGCAUCUCUCCCUUGUUCACACCUGCCAUUUGUCGGGACCAUUGGAUCUCACCAAAUUGAACCGACAUUGUGUGUGUGUGCAUGCGAGGGAGUCUGUGGGUGUGAUAGGUGUGACUGUGUGCCAGAGUGUGCUUCUGUGUGCGUGUUACAGGAGCGUGUGUGUGUUUUACCCUUGUGAAUGGCCGAGCUUGCAUCUCCUUGGCUGUGACAGUGUGUGGGACUGUCCUGUGAGGAAAGGUGUGACUCGGGAGGGUUGUACCUGCCCUGUUCGGUGUGUGUCUGUGUGUGUGAAACAGAGAGAGAAACCCUGGGCAGGGGGCACUGGGGGACACUGGCAUUUGUGUGUCUUGGGGUGGAGGGAGGCAGCUGUGUAUGUCUGGGAUAGUUGCAGCUAGUUGUGUGUAUGCACGACACUGUGCAGGGUGCUGGGUUGUGUGUGGGAUGCUGAGAUGUGUGAUGCUGGGUUGUGCAAUGCUCUGUGUGUGUAUGUGUGCGCGCAACCCUGUGCGGGGUGCUGGGGUAUGUGUGUGUGAUACUGGGAUGUGCGAUUUGUGUCUGAAUGACUGGAGGAGAACCUGUGAGUCGUGGAACCUCCCCUGUUGUGUUUUUGUGUCCUGCUCCCCCCGUCCCGGCUCUUUUGUACAUUUUGCACUUUCCUGCCAAGUAAAAGCAACGUUUCCAUCA